Molecule: messenger RNA, 960 nt
Organism: Hydractinia symbiolongicarpus
Lineage: Eukaryota; Metazoa; Cnidaria; Hydrozoa; Anthoathecata; Hydractiniidae
Exons: 1
Coding region: 1-960 (319 amino acids)
Source: RefSeq, a predicted model, not a curated record
AUGUCACCGGUGAAAAUGAAUGUAUUCCUCAAAUUUAUUGGAUUCCUAAAAUGCACAAAACGCCAACUAAAUUCAGGUUUAUCAUCGGGGCACCUAAAUGUGCCAAAAGAAGUUGAGAUAAGUAGAGCUAUGCAGUUACAACUGCAGGGACAUUGGAAUGGAUGGGAGAAUUAUGUCAAAAACAACCUGUCAUGGAAAUCCAUUCUAGCCAUGCCUCCAAACUUGUUGUCUUUCUGUCUUUCCUCUACGUGCGACGUCCUUCCUUCUCCUAGUAACUUAAAGCGCUGGAAAAUUAUGUCAGAAUCCUCUUGCUUUUUAUGUAGAAAGGAGGUGUGCACAACAGCACAUGUCUUAGGAGCCUGUAAGGUUGCCCUGUCGCAAGGCAGGUUUACUUUCAGGCAUGAUUCUGUCCUUUGCGAGCUUCUUUUCCAUCCCAAAAAGUUCUAUUCUGAAGUAAUACCAUCAAAUAAACAGUGUGCCCGCAAAGUACCCUUUGUCAAGGCAGGUACCUACACCUCGGGAAAAAGAUCAAAAUCAACAGGUCUUCUGCACUUUGCCGACGACUGGGUCUUUUUAGUAGACCUAAGCAACGGAUUCGUUUUUCCAGCCCAUAUAGCCAUCAUCUCUUUAAAACCGGAUGUUGUGAUAUAUUCUAACUGUUCUAAGCACGUCAUCCUAAUUGAGCUUACUUGUCCUUGUGAGAAAAAUAUGGAAUCUUGGCACUCCAAAAAGCUUUAUAAAUAUGCUCCACUAGUUGAGGUAAUACGCGGUAACGGGUGGUUGCCAUAUAUAUUUGCCAUUGAGGUAGGUCCUAGAUGGUACUCUUCGAAGUCUGUACCUUGCUGUUUAAAAUCUCUUGCUUUCAGCAGCCGUUCUGCAUUUUCAACUGCACGCAAACCUGGUGAUAUGAGCAUGAAAGGUUCUUUUUAUAUCUGGAUUGCCAGAGCGUCGACACAAUAG